AUGCAAAUUCGUUGGAAGAGGGGCGGCGACGUCUGUCCUCUUCAAAAGAAGAAUGACGACGUCUUUCCUCUCUGGAAUCAGAACGACGACGUCUCUUUUCGGAAAAAAAGUCGGCGUUCUUCGGAGGAUGUGCCUAGGAUACAAGGUUCCCAAGGAUCACUGGCAAACUCGGGAGUACCAAAAAAAGAAAGUCGCCGCAGGAAUCUCCUGGGAGUUUAGUUUUCUUAUCAAGUUUUGGCUACCUUUUUAAGGUCGCUGAAAAAAAGUCCUCUUUCACCGACUAAUCGAAAACAUCUAUGACUAAAACAGAAACCACAUGAUUGAAAAAUGGGUAUCAAAGAGACGUUAUCAAGGACCUCGGCGACCUCUCUUCUUAUCGCCUCGGCCACUCAUUUGCAUGUUAUUCUCGGCACUUCUGGUCGUUUUUCUCGGCUUUGCCCAGAGUUUGGAGAAUGGGCUCGCGAGGUAAUUCAUUAUUGUUCUACGAUCAGUUUGUAUCACUGAACCCACAUUCCAACAGGAAACCGCCGAUGGGCUGGAUGUCUUGGGCGGCGUUUUAUUGCGAGACGGACUGCGACCAGCAUCCGAGGAGCUGCAUCAGCGAGUUGCUCUACGGCGACAUGGCCGAUCGGCUAGGUUUCCUCUCGUUUUACGAGUUGAUUUCCACGAUAACUCUACAACUUUCAACUGAACUUUUCUGCAGCUUCCGAGGGGUACAGGGAAGCAGGAUACGUUGGAGUCCACGUCGAUGACUGUUGGAUGGAGAGACAACGCGAUCGGAGUGGCGCUUUGGUGCCGGACAGGACUCGGUUUCCCAGCGGCCUGAAAUCUCUGGCCGAUUAUGUGGGUGUCUAACAAAUAUAUGGGUUAAUAAAAGUACUGGAGAAGUUUGAGAUAGAAAAAGGAAAUGUAGGUUUAUUUUUCGAUCUGAAAACAUGAAUGCUUAAUUUUGCUUCAGUCAGUUCAAAAUGUAAGUUUUUAGGCUCCAAAAAUUCCAACACAAUUAUUAAUUCUUUUCUAUCAAUUUUUGUUUUUGAAAUGGAUUUUUUUGUGUUUUCAUAUUUUGAUUCUUGCUUCUAAUUUUCCAGUGCUUCAGUUUGAUUCUUCAAAUUUUAAACUUACAACCAAAUUUUAGGUCUGACUUUUAUAUUGUUAGCUCCAUUUUCAAAUAAUCAGUACCAAAUUUAUUUGCUCUACUCUCAAUUUUUCAACUUUAUUGUCACUUUUCAACUCUGAAAGUUCAAAUUUUUAGAUUCAUGACAAGGGUCUGAAGUUUGGAUUGUACGAAGACUACGGUACGAAGACCUGCGAAGGCUAUCCUGGGAGUUACGGUCAUUUAAAGGUGCACAAAGUCUCUUCACAACAGCUCUCUGAGUAGUUUGAAUGCUUUGCGCUCUGAGACCAAUUCAUGCGUUCAAACUUUUUCGAGAGUUCCAGAAAGCUUUUUUGGAUUUUGAAAUUAGAAGAGUCAAAACUAAAGAAGUAUUUUAGAUAGACGCUCAAAGUUUUGCCAAUUGGACAGUCGACUAUUUGAAGCUGGACGGCUGUAACAUUGAUGUGAAUUUGAUGGAGAAAGGUAAAAUUGCGGAUUUUUUAGAAAAAAAAGGAAUUUUCAAGGAUUCCCGGAAAUGCAAGUGGAACUAAACGCCACCGGCCGUCAAAUUGUCUAUUCUUGUGUUUGGCCGCUUUAUCUACUCCCAAAACAUUCGGAGAAGGUUUCUUAUCACGAAAAUUAUUUGGAGAACAGAAAAAGGCAUUGACUCCGAUGUUCUAUCUGAAAAAAAUGCGACUUCUGGCGAUUUUAGAUAAAAGGAAGUUUGGAAUAAUUAAUGAAUUGGAGUGGUUAUAAUAGAAUGAACCCUUUAAAACUAGAAGUUUAUAUCAUUGAAAAUUUUUUCUAUUUUUUCUUCUUGCGCGGAGAGAUCGAUAGCGACCUGAAGAGACGCCAGGGAAAAAGCAAUCUCUUAUUGUCUAACUUUUCUUCAAUCCGCCUUCUUUCUUUCCCCGAAGUUCUAAUUCAGAUCGACUACAAAUACAUUGGCGACCAUUGUAACCUGUGGCGCAAUUUCGACGACGUGAAAAGCUCUUGGGACUCGAUCACAAGCAUUAUCGAUUAUUAUGACCGGAAUCAGGAGAAGCACAUCCCGACCCACGGACCUGGCCGCUGGCACGAUCCUGAUAUGGUUUGAUUUGGGAACUCCAAAACAACUGUUCUAGUUUUUGAAGGAACACAGGCAAAAUAGUUUCCACGGCUAAAUUACGUCUUGAAAUUUUCGAAAAACUUUAUUGGUUUUCCUAGAAAAUUUCUACAAACCCUCUGCCCUUUUUGAAGGAGCAAGGUCAAAAUUCGAAGAGGUCUCAUGGCGAUUUUAUGUGAACUAUUUUUUGAAAAUCUUUCUAGUUUUUUGAAGCCUUUCAAUUGAUUGAAAAUCCCGAGGCGUUGUUAAUCGACUCAUCGGAAACUAAAAACAAAAUUUUAUAUUUUUUUUUAAGCUCGUAAUCGGCAACGAGAAUAUUGACGUGAACAUGGCGACUGCGCAGAUGACCAUUUGGUAAGGAUAUCAAAUUUUUUUUUUUGACGCGGUCGAAUUCUUAAUUUUAACCGCGAAGCUUUGAGCCAUUUCACGUGCAAUCCCGCUGUUUUAAUGAGAAGUUGACCGCUUCGAAAUAAAGCUUCAAUGGUUCAUUUAAUUUUCAUAUUAGGCGUUCUUGUGCCUUUGAAAGUUUUUUCUGCGUUUUAAAAUACGAAUAUCUGAACCUUUCCUAACUUUAUGUUGCCAGGAGCAUUUGGUCAGCUCCACUGAUGAUAUCAACCGAUUUGCGAACAAUCAAGCCAGAGUUCAAGAAAAUCUUGCUCAACAAAGAUGUGAUUGCCGUUGAUCAGGACAAAAUGGGCAUUAUGGGCCGCAUGAUCGCUAAUGUCAGCUUUUUUAAUAUAGUCAAUUCACCGCUAACCCUUAUGAAGCUCAUUUCUCAUUCUCAAGUUCAUUAAACUCCCACAAUUCUCAUCAAAGAAGGAAAAAAAGUACCUGAUUGCAGUCGUCCAACGUCUUCAUCUAUCUGAAGCCGAUUUCGCCGACAGCCGACCUUCGAUCAUCUUUUGCGUUCGCCUUACUCAACCGCAACACGACUCAUCCUUUCGUGAGCCCUCUUUUUAGACUUUUGAACUGGAAAAAUUGCGUUGAUGAGAAUAAGGGAAAAAAACUUAGAAGCCCAAAAUAUUCAAUUGAUAUGAAUUUUCAAGUUUCUUAAGUUUCAAAAUUCUAAAAAUCUGAUGGCACCACUAUUAAACUUUUGAAAAAGUGACCAUGGUCUGUCGAGUUUCUUGAUAAUGUUGCUUUUGAAGUUCGAAAUUCUUGCAAAGUGCACAGAAGAGCGGACAGCUUCAAAAAUAGGAAAAGGUUUUUAAUAUUGUUUAUCAGAAUCUCCACCCGGCGAAGAUAGUCAUUUCUCAAAGUAUUUCAUAGUUUCAAGUACCAACAUUUUCUAAGCUCAAUUGAAGUCCCAAAAAAAAACUAACUUUUAGUCAGCCGAGUUUGACCUCGAGUCGGUUGGCCUCGAAGAUGCCGGCGGCUACAAAGUGACGAAUCUUUGGAGCGGCGAGGAACACGGCCGACUUCUGCCCUCGGACACCAUCAACAUGACGAUUCCGGCUUCUGGAGCCGUCAUGUUCCGCGCGGUGCUCGUCGACCUCAAGCCCAAGCACCAUAAGAUCGACCGCUUCCUGAAGUCUGGCCAGCUGCUCCAGCUCCGCAGUGCCACCACUCUCCGCAAAACCGGCAAAUCGCUCUGGUCUCGAUUGGAAAAAUUCGAAAACUGGCUCGCCAGGGUGUUUGAGAUCGACAGGAAAGUGAUUAAAAGCGAUUUUGGCUACCAUUUUUGAUCAUACUAUGCAUUUUUCUGUAUUUAACUUGUGUCCUUCGUUUUAUGCUAAUUUUUUCAAGAUGUAUGUGAAAUGAAAACUUCAAAUUGAAAAAGUAAAUAAAAAUGUUUCUCUUUUUUCUUCAAAACUCAAAUUAAUCACAGCUAUUUUUAAGUGACCACUUGAACUUCCUUUUUCGACUACUUUAUAAAUUUUGAAAACUUCUCAAGAAACACGCCCUGAAACCUUGAAUACUUCAAUUUGGAGUACGGCCACGGAACCAACAGCCCCGUGAUCCGAGUUGAAUAGAGAGUCCGCCAUGAUUCAGACGAGCCGUACAAGGAGCGGCUGACUCAACAGUCUAUGCCGGCAAAAGUAUAAAAAGUCCUAGUUUUUCAUCAAUUCCCAUUCACCACAACUCUUCGGUCCAACUUUGCAAAAAAGGAUGCGUGAAUUAUUCACAUUAAUUCCAUUUAUUUUAACCGUCAAAAGUCGGGAAAUCCCCGAAAUUUGCCGUCAUUCUGAAGCCUUCGUUGAUCGGGUUUUCGAGAACAUUACCACUGUGACUCAUACGUCUACUCUGGUAAAUUCUAAGCUUUUUUCUUUGAAAAAUGUUUUUUUAGACAAAGCAAGUGUAUUCCUACACCAGCGAGGAAGAGCCAAAGUUCGAGAAUGGUCCAUCCUACCGAGUUUUGAUUAGAAACGACAAGUUUUUCGACAAAUUUGUGAGUUAAAAAAGCUAAGGAAUGGAACUUUUUUUUGUAGGACCAAUGUUAUCUCCUUUCCGUUUUCCCUAACUGCAUCCUAAUUAUUCGCUUUUUUUUCUGAUGAUAAAGAUUUUUAAACUAACUUUUUAACAGUUGACCACUCUCAAUUGGCAUGACCUCGGCGUGACAAAGAAAGGAGAGUUCAAACUUCGCGACGUCUGCUCCAACAAACGCCUUGGUCGGAUCAUCUCCAGCGAUCCGUUCGACGUCAACGUCCUCUUCUUCUCCUUCAAUCUUUACGAACUCGAAAGGAUCCCCGGAAAAGCAGCUCCGGUAGAAGUACCGAUAACUAACGACACCGUCGUGGAAGGUUCCGGCGAGAUCAACGACGAGGUCAACGACGAGGACUACCUUUUGACUUAUCUCGAAUAA
Messenger RNA from Caenorhabditis auriculariae, 5001 nucleotides. The record is from the annotation of a GenBank genome assembly. NCBI's taxonomy places the organism in Eukaryota, Metazoa, Nematoda, Chromadorea, Rhabditida, Rhabditidae.